UCUUCUCUUCUUCGCUUCUAAUUUCGUUUUUUGUUUUUUUUUUUUUCCAAUUUUUUUCCUUUUUUUUUUUUUUUGUCGUUAUGCCCAUCCCCCACCUUUCCCUCUCCUUUAUUUUUCCUUUCCCCGCUCCAGGUUUGGUUGGUCUUGAGAGACGCCGUCGCCUUUACCACGAGAGAAAAAACCGAUACAAACAAUAUACAAAAUACAAUACAAAACGCGAACAAAACAACAAAAAAUAUAUAUAUAUAUCAACAAAGAGGGGAAGGAAAAAAAAACCCAGGUUUUCUCUCCCCCUUUGCCGUGAAGAGCCGCCGCAGCCUCUCCGUCCUUUGGACCGUCCUUGGAAGCCGUUCCAAACCCGAAGGAAACCGCCACUUUAAAAAACAUAUUUCCCUCUUCUUCCCCCCUCAAAAAACAAAGGCAAAACUCACUUUUUUUUUCGAGCAAAAAGACAAAACUCAGGCAACUUUUUUUUUUUUUUUUUUUUCCGUUUAUAGCUCGACCAAUCUAGCUCGAUCCACUCCUAUAGGGCUUAAAAAAACAGCCAAAAAACCCAAGGGAAAAAAAAAUACCUUUAAAAAAAAUACUCAAAAUACCUGUCAAGCUGCAAAAAGCAAAAAAAUUUGCUGCGUUUUUUUUAAAGCCAUGAUUAAAAUCAAACGAAUUUUUUGGCUCUAACACCACCUCCAAAUGCCAAAAUCCAAACCUUGAAGCGCUGUCGGCUGAGAAAAAAAAUUGGAUACUUAGGAAGCUUUACCUCAGCAAAGGGAGGGAACAGCCACAACCCGGGCUGUUCCUGCCAUGGGCUCCGGCCCCAUCGACCCCAAGGAGCUCCUGAAGGGCCUCGAUUGUUUUUUGGGCAGGGAUGGGGAGGUCAAAACCAUGGAUGGCAUCUCCAAAAUCUUCAGCCUCAUGAAGGACUCCCAGAAGAUGGUGAGUCGCUGCAUUUACCUGAACAUCCUCCUGCAGACCCGGGCCCAAGACAUUCUGGCCAAGUUCAUCCGGAUCGGGGGGUACAAGCUGCUCAACACGUGGCUGACGGGCUCCAAGGCCACCAACAACGUUCCCUUCCUGCAGCAGCUGCUGCUCACCCUGCAGCACCUCCCACUCACCGUGGACCACCUCAAGCAGAACAACACGGCCAAGCUGGUGAAGCAGCUCAGCAAAUCCAGCGAUGAUGAGGAGCUUCGCCGCCUUGCCUCCAUCCUGGUCAGUGACUGGAUGGGGGUGAUCCGUUCCCAGAGCAGCUCUCAACCCGCAGAACGAGAUAAAAAGAAAAAAAAAGAGGAAAACAAAACCAAAGCCCCAGUUCCUGAGAAACCCCAGGAGGCCAAAAAUGAGGCAAAAAAUGAGGAAAUGCCUGAAAAGAAACGGGAAAAACCCAAAUCCCUGCGGACCACGGCCCCCAGCCACGCCAAGUUCCGCUCCACAGGGCUGGAGCUGGAGACGCCGUCGCUGGUGCCGGUGAAAAAAUUAAAUUCAUCAACAUCAGACAAAUACAGCCUGAAACCCGUCCCGGUGAAGAGACAGAGCGCCCCGACAGCCCCCGGGGAGGCUCCUCUGGCAGAGAAGAAAUACAAACCCCUGAACACGGCCCCAAACGCGGCCAAGGAGAUCAAAGUGAAGAUCAUCCCCCCCCAGCCCAUGGAAGGCCUCGGGUUCCUGGACGCUCUGAACUCUGCGCCCGUCCCCGGCAUCAAGAUCAAGAAAAAGAAAAAAGUUCUGUCCCCAACGGCGGCCAAGCCCAGCCCUUUCGAGGGGAAGACGACGCCCGAGCCCAGCACGGCCAAACCCUCGUCCCCAGAGCCGGCGGCCGCGGAGCCCAUGGACACGGAGCGGCCGGGAACGCCGGUGCCCGCCAUCGAGGUGCCCGAGCCCAUGGACACAGGCUCGUCAGACACAGGGGGUGACCCCAAAACCGCCGAUGUCCCCUCGGAGGGGGGCCCGGCCCCGCGCAGACCCCGCAAGAAGAAAUCGGUGUCGUGGCCCGAGGAGGGGCGGCUGCGAGAAUAUUUCUACUUUGAACUCGAUGAAACCGAGCGGGUGAACGUCAACAAGAUCAAAGACUUUGGCGAGGCGGCCAAGCGGGAGAUGCUGAAGGACCGGCACGCCUUCGAGACGGCGCGGCGCCUCAGCCAUGACUCCAUGGAGGAGAAGGUGCCCUGGGCCUACCCCAAGGCCUUGGAGCUGCCGGCGCCGCUCGUCAUCCCCGGCAGCGGCAGCCGCGAGCGCUUCACGCAGGCCGAGCGCGUCAAGGGCAUCCUGCAGGAGAUCUUCCUGUCCAAGGAGAGCCCCCACGAACCUGACCCAGAAUCCUACGAGCCGCUCCCACCCAAACUGAUCCCCUUGGACGAGGACUGCUCGGGCGAGGACGGGGCCUAUCCCGAGGGGCUGGAUCCUGGGAAUUCCGCAGCGUCCCCGGAGCCGGGAGCAGGGGCCAAGCUGCCCCCAGUCCUUGCCAACCUCAUGGGCAGCGUCGGGGCAGGAAAAGGCCCCCCAGGACCCCCCCAAAAUGCCCCCAUCAACAUGCAGGAGAUCCUCAGCUCCAUCAUGGGUGGUGGCCCCAGCAGCCACAAGGCCGAGGAGCUGCUGAAGCAGCCGGAUUAUUCGGAUAAAAUCAAACAUCUGCUGGUUCCCCACGGGCUGCUGGGCCCCGGCCCCAUGAAUGGUUUCCCCCCCCCCAAAAUGCAACACUUCCCCCCGGGGGGGCCCAUGCCAGGUCCCCACGGCGGCGGUGGGGGAGGGGGUCCGGGCCUCCCCCCCGGAAUUCCUGGGGGUCCCCGAAUGUUGGGCCCACCCCCACCCCAACGAGGCGGCGAUUUUUGGGGGGACGGACCCGACGGGGGAGGGGGCGGUCUCCGAGGGGGCCCCCCCGGUGGGGGAGGGGGAGGAGGAAUGCGCGGUGGGGGUGGGGGAGGACCCCCCCCUCCUCCGUUUCACCGCCCCCCACCCCGGGGGGGUCGCGGUGGCGCCGAGCCCCCCCCUCCCCCCCCUUAUCGCUGCCGGGGUGGGGGUGGAAGAAGCGGGGGACCCCCCCCAAAUGGCGGAGGUGGGGGGUCCAGGGGGGGACCUCCCCCACCCCCAGGUGGGCACGGAGAACACGGCAGAGACCACCCCCCUCCCCGGGGCCACGGCGGAGGCCACGGCGGAGACAUGUCGAACCGCGCCGUGUGCCGCCACUUCAUGCUCAAGGGCAGCUGCAGGUACGAGAACAACUGUGCCUUCUACCACCCCGGCGUCAACGGGCCCCCCCUGCCCUGAGAAACCCCAAAAACACCCCAAAAAAAAAAAAAACAAAAAAAAAAAAACCAACACCACAACACACCGACACCCUCCUCCCCUCCCCCCCCCCCCCCCCCAAAGCUUAU
This is a messenger RNA of Cinclus cinclus, 3368 nucleotides long. RefSeq names its product protein phosphatase 1 regulatory subunit 10 (gene PPP1R10). The transcript is spliced from 20 exons. Gene Ontology annotation, molecular function: metal ion binding. Gene Ontology annotation, cellular component: nucleus. Lineage: Eukaryota; Metazoa; Chordata; Aves; Passeriformes; Cinclidae. The record is from RefSeq and is a predicted model, not a curated record. The coding region runs from base 802 to 3261 and encodes 819 amino acids.